AUGACGUCAUAUGUCACUAACUUUCUUCGCGGAAAGCGGCGGAAAGCUGAAUCGAAUUCUGAAGACACUACCGGGGCAUCGUCAUCUUCCCAAUUUCCACCUCGCCCACCAUCAUCAUCGGGUCAAUCGACAUCGACGUCAUCAGCGGUUCUAAGUCACUCAUCGACAGCUUCUUCGAUGAAUUUCCUCACGCCGUCAUCUGCCACGUCACCAUCCACGUCUCGUCCAUCUGGCAGACAUAAUGGAACGGUUUCUGAGCGAGUUGCCGGACGACUGAGAAGUGGUGGAACCGGCGUGCCCCCUGAAGCGUUUGGUGGUGGAUUUCCGGGACAUCGGAGACAGCACUCGAGUCCUGGACACCUACAACAAUUCCAACAACAACUUCAAAGUCGUCAGGAGGAGAUCAACGCCAGAAUCGCGAGUAGACGUCAGCCAAGGGAGAUUCCGUAUGAUCCGGACGCGCGACCACCUAAGUUCAAGUCACGGAGUCCGUUCUCUCAAAGCAAACUACACCUACAACCCAAAGACUUUCGUUUGGUGAUCAUGGAGAAUCCGAUUUACGUCCUCUACGACUCCAAAACCAUCGUACGGAUUGGCGACGACGGUCACGAUUCAGACGCCACCCAAUCGGACUGCAAACUCUUUGAUCAGUAUAGGAAACGAGCCGACUCGUUCAAAAUGACCAAAAUGGUGUUUGGGUCGGGCUCGUCUAGUGAGGCGUUUCGUCUUCAUGUUUGGGAAGAAAAGAAAGUGCUCCUCGUCAGCAAAUCGUUCCGAAUGCCCAAAUACCGUAUGCCCGACGACGCCAUCGAUAGACAACUGAAGGCGGAGAAGAAGGCGCGAGAGGAGAAGAUCAAAAAAGAGAAAGAAGCGAAAGAGGCGGCGGCUCGACUGGCAGCCGCUGAGCUCAAGCGAGCUCGUGAUUCAGGAUCAACAACUCGUUCCGGAGCGUCUUAUCAGGCGAUUCUAGGCCCAGAUGGUCUCCCAAUCGAAGAACCUCCAGCAAAAAAGGCCGCCACAACGCCGGUGGAGAUUCCAGAAGAGGAUGACGACGAUCCGAUAGAUGACGACAGAUCCCCGCCUGCAAAACGACCGAAAUUCAUACGCGUCCCUGAAGCGCCAUCAUCAGAUUCGGACUCCCAGAGUACAGUAACCUCGAUGGAUGGUUGGAGAACACGAACCACGAAUUCUAUCAUGACGACGCCUGAAGGAUUCAAUAGAGUACGACACGCGUCGUGGAACUAUGGAGCCGACGAGGAUUCAGAAUCCCAACUAUUCGGAUCUGCGGGAUCCUCGAUGAGCCUACCAAGGGCGUUCUCGCCGCCACAUCGAAUCGCAAGGAAUCGAAGAAGACAGAUGGCGGUGACCACUAGUUUGAGUGAGACUUCAUCCACCACCCAAACCCCGAAUGGAAGUAUCAAAGGAGGACGUUCUCGUGUGUGUUCCAUCUCCACAAUUCCAGACGACGAUCAUCCGUGGCCGCUGGUCCGUUGGCGUACUGUAGCCAUUGGAAUCGUCGUCCCAUUCAAACAUCGCUCGUUUCUAUUCCAACACAUUCCGGUCAUCGAGGCUGAAAUGGCUGUCCUAGAGGCGCGAAUCAAGAAAUCAGCCUCACGAAAACGAGUUUUCAUGUCUUAUAUGUACAAUUCAUGGGGAGAAAUGAUGGAGAAAAUGUGUCAGAUAUACAAUGCACCGAGACUCGAACUACCGUACUGGUUGGCGUUGAAUGGAAAGUGUCAACUGGAUGAAAGGACCCUGGCUGUGGAGUUUUGUGAACAUUUGGCAUAUUUGGUUAGGAGAUAUGAUCGAAAGGAGACGGGAUUUUUCCUAUCAAAUUUGGUCACUGCUCUCCUAAUGCACCAUAUGUCAUGGGUUGCCAGCGUCGCAGCUCCGCCUCUCGCUUCUGCCGCCGACGCUAGAAGAUCCCAACAGAAUCUGUUCUUUGGACUGGGCGUCAAAGACGAUGCUCCAACGAUUGGGUAUAACGCUCUGAUGGCUCAGUAUCUGGAAAUUUCGGGAUCUUGUGGGAAUGUUCGCUCGGCGAAAGUCUGUAUUCUUGGAGACGACGUGGAGAUCAUGGCGGCGAUUCUGUCGACGCUCUCCUUCUUCAUUCGAUGCUCGGCGGUUAGACAUAUUAACAGCGACGAGAACCUCGAAGUGCCUACCGAGCAACCGUUCUCCCCGUGCGACGCCACCACUGGAUCUCCAGACGCCACGUGUCAACACCAACACGUCCCCAUCGAUAACAACGGACCAUCGACGUCAUCAGCCAUCCCACAGCCAUCUACAGUAAUCAUAGAUCGCUUCCAACUGCAUCCAGAAGAGACGUCUUCGGUGAAAAUGAUGCGAAAAUUGAGGAAAAAUGUGUUGAAGGGGGAAACUGAGGCAGCGGCGGCGGCGGCUGCUAAAACGACGUCAGAGCCAUCGGAGAUUGCUGGAGAGACUGUGCUUCUGACGUCGUCUGAUUCGGCGUCAGCGGAUUCGGAAACCCCCGUGGAUUCUGCGAUGGAAAUUGAGGAUUACGCGAUGAUCAGUGAAUCUACUGAUAUGUACACCCCGGGAACUGAAAACGAUCGAUCGCUGGCGCGAUCGAUGUUCGCUGGAACGCUGGAAGACUUUUGUCCGCAUUUCGUGCUCUCUGCGGUCACAAAAAGCGAGGCGGACAUGUCGGAAGUUUAUUCGAAAAUGUUCGACGAAAUGAAAUGCAACGAACGACCAUCAAGAGACCUCCGCCCAUCGACAUCAAAUGUAAUUCAACAUCACUCCCUAUCCACGUCUUCACAAUCCACGUCAUCUCUGUACGAUUCGGCGACACCGGAGAACUUCCUUAUCGUUGCUGAUAUCGAUAACGCAACUGUGAAAGUAUUGUCUUCUGAAGGCCUCGACGAAGUGACGUCACCAUCUGAAUGCGUUGUUGGCAUGUUGGAGCAAUUUGUUGGAAUCUACGGAACGAUGCCGUCGACUGCCGAGUUUUUGGUUGGAAUUUUGGAAGAUUCCCUGGCACAUAUUGUUGGGAAGAGUCUGACACUUGUCGAGUUGGUUCGCAGUGAUCAAUCGAGAAAUCCCGCGUCGAUCCAACUGACUCCGGAUCGUGUCCGCACCAUCAUCGGCUGCGAUCAUUCGGAUCUUCGACUGAUCGUCAACGUGGCAGCCGUCUACUGGCCACCUGUAUUGCAGUCUGUAAUGGGAUGA
Molecule: messenger RNA, 3192 nt
Organism: Caenorhabditis briggsae
Lineage: Eukaryota; Metazoa; Nematoda; Chromadorea; Rhabditida; Rhabditidae
Exons: 10
Coding region: 1-3192 (1063 amino acids)
Cellular component (GO): cytoplasm
Molecular function (GO): protein-folding chaperone binding; ATPase inhibitor activity
Source: RefSeq, a predicted model, not a curated record